Mytilus californianus (California mussel) is the source of this 5406-nucleotide messenger RNA. RefSeq names its product protocadherin 18-like. Gene Ontology annotation, molecular function: calcium ion binding. NCBI's taxonomy places the organism in Eukaryota, Metazoa, Mollusca, Bivalvia, Mytilida, Mytilidae. Gene Ontology annotation, cellular component: plasma membrane. The transcript is spliced from 5 exons. Bases 362 to 3340 code for a protein of 992 amino acids. The record is from RefSeq and is a predicted model, not a curated record. Gene Ontology annotation, biological process: homophilic cell-cell adhesion.
UUGAAAACAUUUCUCAGUCACUUUGUAAACUUGUUGAUUGAUUUCACGAUUUGUAGGCAGAUUUGUUAGAAGUGGUGGUCUGAUGAGCCGUGAUUCCUGCUUCAACAGAAAGGAUUAGUUGACUGUCCCUGUCUCUGAUGUUGUGAAUUUUUGUGGACUUGUGAAGAACUUGUUAAACAGUACUUAUUGAGAUAUUGGAUUUUUAAUGAACGAAUUAUUCCCAUUUGAAACAGUGUCAUCAUUAUUAAAAGGACUACAUAUUAAUUAAAAUUUGAAAACAGGACCAUAUAAAAAGUACAUAAAUCAGACAUACUUCUUAUUACUAACAUUUCCAUGACAUGCUGAUAGUUAAAUACUGAAAAUGGCAGCAAUUUAUGUUUUUCAGUGUUUCCUUCUUUUGAACUUUUAUUCCAUAAUUGAGGGAAAUUCCGUGGUUUACAAUAUUGAUGAAACAGAUAUCCCUGCAACAUAUGUAGGAACUAUAUCUAAUAGUACUAACUUAAAGGAUUUAGCUGGUAAGGAUGACUUUGGAAAUCUUAAGUAUACUUUUCUUGGAACAGAUAGCCAGAUUCUAUCCCUAUUUAAGAUAGAUGAAAGAACAAGCAGAUUGGAAACAAAAGGCAUAGUAGACAGGGAAUCAGUUUGUGAGUUUACUAAAAUUUGUUCACUGAGCUUAGAUAUAGCUGUUCAGUCUACGAGGACCAGUUUCUUCUUAAAAAUUCCAGUAACUAUAUACGUAAAUGACUUGAAUGACAAUGCUCCUGUUUUCGAUAAACCAAACAUAACUUUGUCUUUAUCAGAAGCAUCCUUAGUUGGCACUAAGGUUACAAUAGAUGGUGCUAGAGACAGAGACACUAGUGAUGCUUAUUCCCUCCAAACCUAUGAGGUUUAUCCUGCUAACACACCAUUUUCGAUAGAAUUUGAGAAAAAAUUGGAUGGAACUUCAAUUGUCCGAUUGAAAGUUGAAAAAGCUUUAGACCGUGAGACACAGAGAUCUUAUCAACUUGAAAUUGUUGCCAAAGAUGGUGGUUCACCUCCACAAUCUGGUACCCUUUUCGCUAACAUCAUCAUUACUGAUGUCAAUGACAACCCACCAAACUUUGAGAAAACUCAAUAUAACAUCACCGUGAAGGAGGAUAUAAACAUUAGCUCUGUUAUUGGCACCAUUAAAGCAGUAGAUCUCGAUGAAGGUGAUAAUGGUAAGGUGACUUACAGGCUUUCAUCUCAUCAGUCUGACACAAUUCUUAACCUGUUUUCAAUAGAUCAUUUAACCGGGGAGUUAAGGGUAUCUAAAAAACUUUCAUAUGCACCAGGAAAAAAAUAUCAAAUAAUAAUAGAAGCUAGUGACACUGCUGAUCAGCCACUGACAUCACAAACUCGUGUUAUAGUAGUUGUUGAAGAUGUUGGAAAUAGUGCACCAGUUAUUGUUGUAAACCUUUUAUCUGGCUCUAAUGUAGCUCACAUCACAGAAUACGCAAAUAAAGGAACUGCUGUUGCUCACAUUGCCGUCAACGACGAUGACACUGGGGAUAAUGGUAAUGUCUAUUGUACGAUGACGUCUGACUAUUUCGAAUUGAUGUUACUUGGAAAUAAGGAAUAUAAUGUUGUAGUGAAGCAAAAGCUUGACCGUGAGACUAUACCAAACCACCAGGUGACUAUUUCAUGUCAAGAUAACGGAAAGCCACCUUUUAAUGUAUCCUCUGAGUUUAACAUUGAAAUUGAUGAUGAAAAUGAUAGUCCGCCAAAAUUUUCAUCUAUUCAAUAUACCGAGACAAUAUUUGAAGGGAACAAGAAGGGAGACGUGAUUGUACAGGUGUUUGCUAUAGACAAUGACCAAGGUAAAAAUGCAGAAAUUUACUAUUUCCUUGACAAUGAGGGAAGUCUAAUAUUCUCUGUAGAUUCUGUGACAGGAGUAGUAAGAGCUGCUAUUGAGUUGGAUAGAGAACAGACACCCACGAUAACAACCAAGAUCUUUGCUAUUGAUCAGGGAACACCUUCACUGACUGGCACUGCAGACAUUGUAGUUAAGAUUUUAGAUCUGAAUGACAAUUCACCAAAGUUCAAAAAAGAAGUAUUUCAAAUGGAAGUUUUUGAGAAUAAAGAGUCAGGAAUUGAAAUAGGACAGCUUUUUGCACAAGAUUUGGAUGGAGGUGACAAUGCAGAAAUAGUGUUCAAUCUACCAACAGGUACACCCAUUGACUUGCCGUUUCUAGUACUACCACAUGGUCAGAUAACAACAAAUAAGGUUCUUGAUAGAGAAACUCAGCCAUCAUAUGGAUUUUACGUCAUAGCCUAUGAUUUAGGGUAUCCACCAAGAACUAGUACCGCAAGUGUUGUAGUCACAGUGAAGGACAUGAAUGACCACCGUCCAGAAAUCAAAGGACCAAACUAUGCCAACAACACUUUCUCUAUCAGUCAGUCAUCUAAAGCUGGUCGUAUCAUUACCACCGUUGUAGCAUACGAUAAAGACAAGGAUAAAAAUAGUGAUUUGGUAUUUUCCAUUUUAAAUACUGCUACAUAUUUCUCCAUAGAUCCUAAAAGUGGGGCUAUAUUUUUAGAAAAAGACAUUGACGUGAAGCCAGGGACAUCAUUCAGUUUAGAAAUAGAGGUAUCUGACGAGGGUGUUUAUCCCCAGAAAAGUUUUUUGACAUUGACUGUUGUGGUAGGAACAGGAGAACAAACUGCUGCAUCGAACACUACAAACAUGGUUAUUGUGAUUGUUCUUGUAUCAUUGACAAUUGUAGCAUCGACCAUUAUCAUUGCCGUUAUUAUUUUCUUAAGGAGAGUUGAUAGAAAUGCCAAAGCAUCAAAAACAAAGCCAGAUUAUUAUUCUGGUGGUACUGUGAUAGACCCAAGUGUGACAGUUUUCUCACUUCCAGACGAUUCAAUUCUCUGUAGCGACAAGAAGAAAAAGAAGGAAGUCAGUUUCUCCAUUGAUGAUGACCAGGAUCACAUUGGUUCUUUACAGCUUCCUACAAAGACAGACCAUCCAUUUGAUAAAAUGUUUGUGGAUAAAGAUAAAAGACAAGGAGAUGAUAGUCACAGUAUAGGAUCAACCAGUGAUAGUGGGCGUGGCAACAGUGAUGACGAGACCAGUCGAUCACCGCAUUCAACAGGUAACAGAACCCAACAUAAAGCAAGACAGGGAAAGCAUUCUGGAAACUCAGACACAGUGUUCUCACCGAGAAAAAUCUCACAUUCCCAACCACUGCUGUAUAGUCCUUCAAAAAUGAAUGAACAGCAUGGUUCUAGACCAUUAAAGUUUCAUACAGACAAUCCGAGAAAUAUUUUUCAUUUCGACCAGCAAGAAAAUGGACCAGUGAUUGACUGUGUUGUCUGACCAAUCAGAUACCAGUCAUGACUUGACCGCCAUAUUGUUGUCUGUGAUAAACUUUAAAAUGUGUUCAAAACAAUAUUUAUAAAAUUUUGAAUGUUGUAUGUUUUAAGUGCUGUUUAGAUUCUACAAAAUAUUGCCAUUUCUUCAAAACAUUUUGAUAUGGAAUUGUGAUAAAGCAUACAUUCUGCAUCUUCUCUAGAGGAGUAAAAUCUGAAAAUCCAAAAAUCUUCCAUUGUGUGAACUCUGUAUACAAGUAUGAAACAUUGAUUAUAGCAAUCAAAUAAAAAAAUGAUGUUAUCAAGUUGGAAGGUGGAUAAACUCUUGGAAUUAAUUGAAGAAAAUCUUAGUACCUCAAUCUGUAAAGAAGAGCUGAUAAUAGACCAACUGAAGGCAGGAUUAUAUAACAUUUUCAAUAGACACCUUCUGAUCAGAAAUGGAACAUGUGUUCUUUGUGGUAUGACCUGUAUGAGGAGAUGUACACACAUUAGUGUGUAGUGUGACUGUCCCAAACAGGAGCUGUACACAUAUUAGUGUGUAGUGUUGACUGUCCCAAACAGCUGUUUUAUACACAGAACCAAUAAUUAUGGAGAACUGACUUGAAUUUGGUUUAAAUGAUGUUUGAAUGAUGAGAAUAUGCAAGACUUUUGUUUAACAUUAUGUUAGAGAUUUGAUUUAUUUAUUUGGAAGUAGAAGAUACAUGAAAGUUUUGUCUCUCAAAACUUUUAUUAGAGGUAUCAGAGUAUAAUGAUUUUCUAUGUGUAUGAUGGAAUGUAGUUAUGGCACAUGGACACUCUUGUUCUUGUCUAACUGUGCUUUAGGUCUUUGAUUCCAAUAAUGCAGUUUCAGCAUAUCAAAAAUGUACAUGAAGAGUAAAUGGCAAUGUGUUUUUCUUUAAGAUGUAAACUUGCUCAAAUCUGCAUGGUAUUAAUAGGGUAAUUUUAAACCAAUAGACUUAUCAAAUUAAAUAUAUUGGGCUUAAAUUAACUGUAAAUUCCUCUUCAAAAUAUUUGUUUCUCUCAAUAAUAAAUAGUUUUUGCAAUGUUUUGUUAAAGGUUUUAUCUUGCAUCUGUAUUAAUAGUGAAGUUGUGCAAUAAUGAAAGUCAUAUUAAAGAUUAAAACCAGAUAACUAUGACAUUUAUUUUAAUUUAAAACGAUUUUGAAUAGAACUGGCAUGAUCUAACAUUAAAAUAGACAUGGCAACAACCCAACAAAAGAAUAAUGAAAAAUUUUGGAAAUCUGCAAUGAUGAUCUUGAUUGUUUAUGCUAGUAAAUUUUGUUCAGAAAAUACUUCCAGUAAAUAAAAUUAGAGAAAUAAUGACUUUUGGAAAUUUAUAGAAAUUAAGUCAGUUCAUUUUGCUACUUUGUCACUACGAUUGAAUAUGUUAAAAUAUUUUGAUCUUAUGGAAUGUAAGUCUACAUUGUACUCAUGCACUGCAUGUAUUGGUUUGAGAAAUUCACAUUUAUUCAUUUAUUUUAGGAGAUAAUAAUCCCUUAUGAGUAUUAAAAGUUAAUUCUAUAAAUCCCAUGUUUAUAUAAACUAGUUAUAUCUAGAAAAUAGGCAGCUAAUUGAAUAAAAAUCUCUGUUUCGCAGUAGGUUAUAACAGAUUCAUAAUAUUUCCUUUCAUCUAGAGUUUAGAAAGAAGAUGUUGGAGGAAGCUUUGGGGGUUUAUACUCUUGCAUAAUGUUUAUGAAAAAGUUUGUAUCAACUUUGAGGUUAACUUUUCUAAAUAUUUUGACAGAUAUUUCUCAGCAUACAGCUAUUAAAUUUCAAUCAGAAAGUUGUGAGUCAAAAUUAUUUGUUAUUUUUGAACAGUGUUUGAUAACAAAAUGGUUUUUAGGUAUAUAUGAAUUUUUCCUGCCUUUAUUUCGCAAUCAGAGUGCAGAUAGAUGUUAAAGUACAUCUAUUGAGUUGAAAUAUUUGUUGAUAUUUUUGUACUUUGUAAAUUUUAAGAAUUGUUUUGUAUUUUGACACAAAUUAUGCAUAUGUUCAGUUAUGUUUGUAUAUUUUUUUUUAUCAAAAAAGAAUCAAAAUGCAUAAUAACAGAAAUAAAAAAGAUUUGAAAAACUGA